UUCGCAAUCAGUUUGCCAGUUGAAACCGAUUCAUUCAGAUGGCAGUCGCAGUAGUCCAAAAUUUCGGCAAGGAGGAGCUCUUCGUGAGCCGGGCCACAAUUCAGCUGCAGUUGCCGCAGGGCGGAGCCCAAUCACCCAUCUUCGAGUGGCGCACACAGGUGGUGACGGCCACGCCCACACCCGUUCCCGCCCAGGAGGAGGAGUGCAUUAGCAGUAGCCAGAAGACCGCGGAGGCUGCCACGCCCAAGAGCAAUUACUACACGCCCCCGCGGAUUUUGGGAACGGAGGCGAAGCGCAAGAAUCUGCCCCAAACGAUGGGCAACUUCUUCGAGGCGGAGCGCUACGCCAGCGCCUGGAAUCGCGUGACCAAGUAGUAGGCAACCCGAUAAAUCCCCGAAAACCCAAACGAGAGGGAGGCCUAAUCGAUUAACCCAUUAAGUGUCAAGAGCUGCAGGAUAGUGAAAUUCCAUUCCGUUGCCGAAAAUUCCAAUUCAUGCCCCAAAAUUGCUUACUCGUUUGGUGGAUAGAAAUGCUGGCCCAAGGCAGACCCAACUAUGUAUAUAAGCAUCCCAUGAAUAUUUAUGUGCCACCCCAUAUACCAUAUACAUACUAUGUACCCUGAUAAUGCAAUAAAAGUAUUAUUUGAUAGAUAAAGCGAAA
Drosophila subpulchrella is the source of this 660-nucleotide messenger RNA. RefSeq lists its product as uncharacterized. Bases 39 to 374 code for a protein of 111 amino acids. The record is from RefSeq and is a predicted model, not a curated record. NCBI's taxonomy places the organism in Eukaryota, Metazoa, Arthropoda, Insecta, Diptera, Drosophilidae. The transcript has a single exon.